This is a messenger RNA of Pseudozyma flocculosa PF-1, 2490 nucleotides long. RefSeq lists its product as uncharacterized. Lineage: Eukaryota; Fungi; Basidiomycota; Ustilaginomycetes; Ustilaginales; Ustilaginaceae. Gene Ontology annotation, biological process: exocytosis; exocyst localization. Bases 1 to 2490 code for a protein of 829 amino acids. Gene Ontology annotation, molecular function: SNARE binding. Gene Ontology annotation, cellular component: exocyst. The transcript has 2 exons. The record is from RefSeq and is a predicted model, not a curated record.
AUGACGAGUACGGCGAUGCAGGCCGUCGCCUCGUCGUCGUCGUCGAGCACAUCGGCGAUCAACUAUGGCGCCAACAGCGGUGCCGCCGCGGCCGCAGCUGGCGGUUCUGCCCAGCCUUCCACGUCGACGCUCGUGGCAGAGUACCUCAAGUCGCCCGACGACCUCACAAAGAUACCGGCGCUACGCAAAAAGCUCCUCAAGGAGCAGUCGACGCUGGGGGCCAAGCUCAAGGCCGGCGCAAAGGAUCAGCUCGAGUCGGUGCGCAGCGGCCUGCUCAAGCUGCAGGCCACCCGCAAGGACGUGGCGGCGGUCAGGGAGGCUUUCGGCCAGGUCGAGCUGCUAUACAACGGCGGAAGCGGCUUCGGCAGCGGAGGCGGUCCGGACGAUGUCCAUUCCGGGGGCGGAUCGUCCGGGCAGGGCCCAGGCGGAGCCAACAAGAGCUUCAAGAUCAUCAGCGAGGUGUCGCAGAUCCACCGCAACUUUGUACAGACCGAGACGACGCUGGCCAAGCUCGACUCGCUGCCCGGCAAGAUCGAGCUGCUGGCGGCCAUGCUGUCCGAGAGCCAAGAGGAUCCCAUGGGCCCCGCGCCCAACCUGCUGCCCCUCCACUUCCACCUCUCGGAGCUCGAAAGGUUCCGCAACGAGACGUUUCAGAUCGCCAGGAGCUGCUCGGCCGACGUGCGCAGCACCGUGGCCGAGUUCUUUGCGCCGCUCGACGGCCUCGUCUCGUCGUUUGAGCGCUACCUGCUCGACCUCGGCGAGCGGACGCUGGACCUGGUCCGCGAGGGGCGCGGCGGCGUCGUCGUCAAGCUCAUCAAGAUUGUCGAAAAGGAGAGCCGCGAGGACGAGAAGGCGGCCGCCAUCCGCCUGGCCAAGAAGGCCAACCUCGAGGGCGCCGCCCGCUUCCGCUCCGUCGUGGCCAACGCGCGCGUCAUCAAGCUCUACCGCCCCAAGGUCAUGGACGCCAUGGACCGGGCGACGGGCGAGCUGUUUGCCGAGUGCUGGUCGCGCUUCGGCGCCGACGGCGGCGGGCUCGAGUUCCUGCAGCACCUCGACUGGAUGUACGACGACCUGAGGAUGGUCAAGGACGAGGUGGUGCCGCUCUUCCCGCCCGACUACAACGUCUUCCGCGCGUUUGUCAAGAGCUACCACAAGCACCUCGGCGCGCUGCUGCGCGAAAAGAUCCUGGCCACGGACCCCGAGGCGAGCGCGUUGCUCGAGCUCUACCAGUUCACGCAGGACUAUAUCAAGACGCUGACAAAGGAGCUCGGGGCGGACAAGGCGUGGCUGGAGCCGACGCUGCUGGCGGGAAAGGAGCAGGGCAUCAUCGACGACUACCUGGGCCUCAUCACCAAGAAGAUCGACGAGUGGACGUCGAACCUGAUGUCGGACGAGGUGCGCGAGUUCGUCUCGAGACAGAAUCCGCCCGACGAAGACAACGAGGGGCUGUACGGGCUGCAGGGGGCGGCGAUCCUGUUCCAGAUGGUCAACCAGCAGAUCGACCUUGCGGCCGAGUCUGGUCAGGCGAGCGUGCUGGCCAAGGUGGUGGACCACGCCGCCAAGGCGAUGCACUCGACGCAGUCGACGUGGCUGCGCGUGCUCGAGGCCGAGUUCCGCAAGCAGCGCGAGGCCAAGCACCCGGACGACGUGACGGGCGGGCUGGUCGAGUACGUGAUCGCGCUGGCCAACGACGAGCUCAAGUCGGCCGACUAUGCCGAGGCGCUGAUUGCGCGGCUGGAGCCCAUGGUCAGCACCAAGUACAAGGCGGGCAUGCGCGAGGCCGUCGACAACGCGCUCAACGGCUUCCUCGACGUGAGCAAGCGGUGCACGCAGGUGCUCGUCGACCUCGUCUUUUCCGACCUCAAGCCGGCGCUCAAGGACCUGUUUGCCUUUCCCGCGUGGUACUCGGAGGGCACGACGACGACCGUCGUCGAGACGAUCCGCGACUACACGUCCGACUACCACGACCGCCUCAACCCGAACCUCUUUGACGUGCUGUGCGACGACCUCAUCGACCGCUUCCUCAUCUCGUACAUCGGCGCGCUGCGGCGGGUGGGCAGCGGCAAGCUCAAGAUGCCCGCGGCCGCCGAGCGCAUCAAGGCCGACUACGACGACGCCAUCGCCAUGUUUGCCAGCUUCAAGAAGGAGGACGAGGUGCGCGAAAAGUUCGAGGUGCUGCAGAUGAUCACGUCGCUGGUGACAUCGUCGUCGACGAUGGUCUUCCUGCCGUACUGGACGUUUGCCAAGGCGCACGGUGCGCAGCUGGGCUUCCUCGAGGCGCUGGUCAAGGCGCGCGACGACCUGAAAAAGGACGACGUGAGCGCCAUCAUGGAGUCGGCGCGGCGCAAGGUCAAGACCGAAGGGCUGCAGGACCUGGUGCCCGAGGAUGGCGUGCCCACCGUCAUGAGCCGCGUCGCGCAGAGCUACGGCGGCGGCGGAUUCGGCAGCAACCUGCUUGCCAACCUCGGCGUCUCUCGGGGUGACGGGUAG